Messenger RNA from Hyaloperonospora brassicae, 1167 nucleotides. The record is from the annotation of a GenBank genome assembly. Lineage: Eukaryota; Oomycota; Peronosporomycetes; Peronosporales; Peronosporaceae.
AUGGUCGCAUCGCUGUCGGAACCGCGUACGACCGCAGACAAGUCGCUCGACCAACCAGAGCACGAGCUGAACCCGCUGGUGUUUGUAGGCCAGCGGGACGUCGCGGAGAAGGACGAUACGAAGCAGAAGCAGACAGCGGCCGAAGCGUUUCAGAGCGACAUGUCCGUGUACAAGCGCAAGGAGCUGCGCGGAGAGCUCCAACCCGAGCCGUUCCUCGUGCCGAACCCGAACCGCUUCGUGCUCUUCCCGAUCCACGAGCACGACGUGUGGCAGAUGUACAAGAAGGCAGAAGCCUCGUUCUGGACGGCAGAGGAGCUCGACUUGGUGCACGACCUCAAGGACUGGGUGGCCCUCACGGCCAACGAGCGGCACUUUAUCAAGCACGUGCUCGCGUUCUUUGCCGCCAGCGACGGCAUUGUCAAUGAGAACUUGGCCAUGAACUUUAGCAACGAAGUGCAAGUGCCCGAAGCUCGGUGCUUUUACGGCUUCCAGAUCGCGAUCGAGAACAUCCACUCGGAGGUCUAUUCGCUGCUCAUUGACACGUACAUUAAAGACCCGACGGAGAAGGACCAUCUGCUGCGGGCCAUUGAGACCAUUCCGUGUGUUCGGAAGAAAGCCAACUGGGCGCUCAAGUGGUGCGACCCGCGCGUGUCGUCGUACGCCGAGCGGCUGCUGGCGUUCGCCUCGGUCGAAGGCAUUUUCUUCUCGGGCUCCUUUUGCUCGAUCUUCUGGCUCAAGAAGCGCGGGCUCAUGCCGGGCCUCAGCUUCUCGAACGAGCUCAUUAGUCGCGACGAGGGCAUGCACACGGACUUUGCUUGCCUCAUGUACUCCAAGCUGGUGAACAAGCUGCCAGAGGACCGCGUGCACACGAUCGUUCGCGACGCCGUGGCGAUCGAGCACGAGUUUGUGCGGGACUCGCUGCCCGUGGAGUUGAUUGGCAUGAACUCGGCGCUCAUGUGCCAGUACAUUGAGUUCGUGGCCGACCGCCUGCUGUACUCGCUCGGCGUGUCGAAGCUGUACCAUGCCAAGAACCCGUUCGACUGGAUGGACAUGAUCUCGCUCCAGGGCAAGACCAACUUUUUCGAGAAGCGCGUGGGCGAGUACUCCAAGGCUGGAGUCGGCGUCGCGGCGGAGGACCAGGUGUUCACUCUUGACGCGGACUUUUGA